Hippocampus zosterae (dwarf seahorse) is the source of this 4844-nucleotide messenger RNA. It is a transcript of the gene rgl1, whose product is annotated as ral guanine nucleotide dissociation stimulator-like 1. Gene Ontology annotation, cellular component: plasma membrane. The transcript has 18 exons. The record is from RefSeq and is a predicted model, not a curated record. NCBI's taxonomy places the organism in Eukaryota, Metazoa, Chordata, Actinopteri, Syngnathiformes, Syngnathidae. The coding region runs from base 622 to 2952 and encodes 776 amino acids. Gene Ontology annotation, molecular function: guanyl-nucleotide exchange factor activity. Gene Ontology annotation, biological process: Ras protein signal transduction; positive regulation of GTPase activity.
GCAUCGGUGUUGUUGGCUUUAUACACCUUUUAAGCAACAGCUAAUGUAACACAAACUGUUGGAGUAACUCAUGUAGACAUGUAAUACAUUGUUGGCAUACAUUCUUUAUCCACUGCGAAGAACGACUCAUAACACUGAGAAGCGAAGACUCUCCAUGUCCAAUGCAAAUGUACAUUUCGUUCCAUUUUGUUUUGUGACGUCAUAUCCUUGUUUUCUUUCAAGUGUCUUUAUGACGUUUUUGUUUGGCCCUUUGGUGUGAAAUUUGACUAUUUAAAUAUUUUUCUUGGCUCAAUUAAGUUUGAGAAACGCCGUUUUAGGGAAGCUAUGACGAGGAGGAGAAAAAAAUAAUAAUCUCCUCGGUCAUUUUUCUACGUGCUUUACGGUAAUGGCGGCUGGAGGAGGAGUUGGGAGCUACUUGUUGUGAGGGCGAAGAAGGAGGCGGCUCAUUCAAUACGAGAAUCUAACUGGCGUGUAGACGAACAUUUGGACUUUUCCCGUUCGGACGGUCUCACGCCAGCAUGUGUGCUGCGUGUUGAAGAAAGAGGACAAAUAAGAAACCGAAGCGAUUAGGUGCCAUCUUUGUCAGGACUUAUUGGCGUGUUCUGAUGCUGUCCCCGGACCAUGAGAGAAGGACUCGCCAUGAAGUUCGCCUGGAAAAGUAAAAUGAGCUCCGUGCAGGACUGGGGGGAGGAAGUGGAGGAAGGCGCCAUCUACAAUGUGACGCUCAAGAGGGUUCAGAUUCAACAGGCGGCCAACAAAGGCGCAAGAUGGCUGGGGGCCGAAGGCGACCGCUUGCCUCCCGGCCACACGGUCAGCCAGCUGGAGACCUGCAAGAUCCGAAGCAUCCGCGCCGGCACGCUGGAGCGUCUGGUGGAGACGCUGCUGACGGCGUUCGGCGACAACGACCUCACGUACACGUCCAUCUUCCUGUCCACCUACCGAGCCUUCGCCAGCACGCAGACGGUGCUGCGUCUGCUGCUUGACAGAUAUGGGAGCGCAGAAGAAAACGAGCCCGCCGCCAAAAAAAGCCAAGUGUCUGAAACCAACGGCGCCAUCAGAAAUGCCUUAGCCUCAAUCCUGCGCGCCUGGCUGGACCAGUGUCCCGAAGACUUCCAGGAGCCUCCGGACUACCCGUGCCUCCGCAGGCUGAUGGACUACCUGCGCGGGGCCCUGCCCGGAUCCGAGGCCCUGCGACGUGCCGAAGGGCUGCUGGAGCAGCUGCGGAUCCAAGCCAGCGUGGACGAGCCUGACGCCGGUUUCCACGGCAAUAGCCCCUUCUGUCUCCAGGAGGACGAAGCCGACAAUGAGGUCCAGGAGGACUUCCUGUCGUUUGAGUCCGACCUGGUCGCCGAGCAGCUGACCUACAUGGACGCGCUGCUGUUCAAAAAAGUGGUCCCGUACCACUGCCUGGGCUCCAUUUGGUCCCAGAGGGACAAGAAACACAACAAACACAGCGCCCCCACCGUCCGGGCCACCAUCACGCAGUUCAACGCCGUGGCGGCCUGCGUGGUCAGCACCGUGCUGAGGCACCGGCAGAUCCGGCCGCACGUCAGGGCCAGGGUCAUCCAGCGCUGGAUUGACAUCGCUCAGGAAUGUCGCAUCCGUAAAAACUUCUCCUCCCUGCGAGCCAUCGUGUCGGCACUGCAGUCCAAUCCUCUGUACAGGCUGAAGAGGGCGUGGAACUGCGUGCACAAGGACAGCAUGCAGACGUUUGAGGAACUGUCUGACAUCUUUUCCGAUCACAACAACUACCUGACCAGCAGGGAGCUCCUCAUGAGGGAAGGUACUUCAAAGUUUGCCAGUCUGGAGAGCGGUGCCAAGGAGCAUCAGAAACGCACCCACAAGAGACUCCAGCUGCAGAAGGAAAUGGGAGCCAUGCAGGGAACCAUACCUUACUUGGGGACCUUCCUGACGGACUUGACCAUGCUCGACACGGCGCUUCCUGACCUCGUGGAGGGUGGUCUCAUCAACUUUGAGAAGCGACGAAGGGAGUUUGAAGUGAUGGCUCAGAUCAAGCUGCUGCAGUCGGCCUGUAACAGCUACUGUCUGACUCCAAAUCGGGUGUUCCUGCGCUGGUUCAAGAGACAAACUCAGCUCGGCGAGGAGGAAAGCUAUGCCCUGUCAUGUGAAAUCGAAGGCCUCGGCGAUAGCAGCCCGACGUCACCCAAGCCCCGAAAAAGUAUGGUCAAGAGGCUCAGCCUGCUGUUCCUGGGGGCGGACACCAGUGCGUCCACUUCUCCUGCGCGCGAGACGCCGCGCUCGCCACCAACUGGCAGCUCGGGGGAGAGCAUGGACUCGGUCAGCGUGUCCUCCAGUGACUCCAGUAGCCCCUCGGACAGCGAGGGGCUCACACCCACCCACGGCGCAGACCUCCGGAACAAGCUGUCCGAGUCUUCUUCUUGCACUUCGCUCCAUUCCAUGGACACGGGCUCAUCCAACACCAGCGUGGCAACGACGCCCGUGUCCCCGCCGCUUCCGGGACCGCCGUGCACCCACCGACGCUCGGCGUCUCUCACGCCCAUGUCGCCCUCGUCCCCCGGCCAAACGCCGGCGUACAACACGCAGGCCCAGGACGCCUGCAUCGUCAGAGUCAGCCUGGAGCACGGCAACGGAAACCUCUACAAGAGCAUCCUGCUGACGAGUCAAGAUAAGACGAGGGCCGUGAUUUCCAGAGCCAUGGCCAAGCACAACCUGGAGCAGGAACCGGAGGACGGCUACGAGCUGGUGCAGGUCAUCUCUGACGAGCGAGAGCUGAUCAUCCCGGAGAACGCCAACGUCUUCUACGCCAUGAACACGUCGGCCAACUUCGACUUCCUGCUGCGCCUGCGCGGCUCGGUGGCGCGUGGCGGCGCGCCGAUCCAGAUGCGCGCGCGCUGCAGCUCCACGCUUCCACGGACGCACCACCACCACCGCUCCAGCCUGUCGCUACGACUCAGCAAAGUCACACUGUGAACGCAACACGCCACUCUGGAACACCGGACGGACGCCCCGCUCCAAAAAAACAUUUGCUCACGAUAUAUCCUAAUGGUAAGCAUUAGUUCAAUUCUAUUUUCCACGCGGAGGACUGUGGACGAACUGAAAGCGUGGCCUGCCUGCGGCUGACUGGGACCGAUGAUGCCUGUCUGAGGAACAGAGGAGGAAACAGCGACCCGGCGUGGCGUCCUUGUGUUACUGCAACUUGCAUUUGCGCAUGGCCGAUGAUGCCUGUCUGAGGAACAGAGGAGGAAACAGCGACCCGGCGUGGCGUCCUUGUGUUACUGCAACUUGCAUUUGGGCAUGGCUGAGAUAUAAAAAAAAAGGGGGGGGGGGCGCGGAGCCUGUCCAAACCUCCUGAGCGCCAACUACAGUAUUCUCUGAACAUCAUCCUCGUUAUUAUUAUUAUUAUUUUUAAUAUUAUUAUUGUUAAAAUUAUUACUGUAGAACAUUUUUGGGACCUACAACAGUCUUCAUGUAGGACUGUGUGUGUGUGUGUGUUUUGUGAGUGUAUGUGUGAGAGUUGGUGAAGUUGAGAGUAUAGUAAUAUGUAUGUGUGAGAGGGAGUAGCUGCUUGUGAGUGACAGGGUGCGGUUGUGAGUCUGAAGUGUGAAUGUAGUAGUGUGUGUGUGUGUUUAUGUGGAGCGUGAAAGUGUGUACAUGAGAGUAUUUGCCAGGGAGCGAGUGGACACGUUAGAGAGUUGCGUGAGGGUGUGAGUGUGGGUGAAAGUGAGACAGAGUAGUUGGUGUCUCAAAGUCGCUGCAUGUGAGAGAGUGUGUUUGUGAAUAUGUGAGUUUUUAAGUGUCACAGUGAGAGCGGGUGGAUUGACAAAGUGAGUGUCCGCACACGCAGUCAAGUGUUUUUUGCGAGAGAGGUUCCAAAUGAGAGUGCGGGUGACGAUGAGAGUAAACGGCAAGCGAGUGUUUUAGUGAGAAAGUGCGCAUGAAUGUGUGAGUGAUUGAAAGUGAGUGUUGGAGUCUGGACGAGAGAGGGAGCCGCAUGGCGAACGGCCAUCGUGGCCUUCUGAUUGGUUGUCCUCGAGCGUCCUUGCUCUCGGUUGGUCCACGUCACGCGUGAGACGAACCACACGGUUUUUGCACUUGUCACUUGGGCCGGGAUGUGAAAACACAACAUGGAAAUGUCAGUGUUGCUUUUUUUUUUACGAUCACGCUUAGUCAGGGGGGAGCCUCACGAAGGAUUUUCAAGAAGAAGAAGAAAAAAGAUCAAAUGUGAUGCCUUUGCAAAAAAAAAAAAACUCCACAGCAGCGCUCAACAAACUGUGACGGACGCGCCAAGAGAAUCAAAUUCUGUCAUUUUAAAGGGGGAGGGGCUUGGGGGGGGGGCAUUUCAAGUCAUUGCCAGACCCGUUUAGGGAGGAAAGCAAUACAAUAAGUUGUAUUGUUACGAGAAUACGUUUUUCACGUAACACUACAAAAAGACCAGAACAAAACUAUUUUUUUUUCAUGCCGAGUCAAGUCAUAUUACGACGAAAAAGGCAUCAAAAGGCACCUCAGCAAAACGAGACCUCCCCACCUCUCAUUUUCUGAACCCGAUUUUCUUGAGUUUUCACCUAGCUUAGCGCGUAAAAAACAAACAAACAAAAAAAAUCUGAUAUUUCAAGCUGCUACACUUCACACCGAAAAGUGCUGCUGUGGAGGAAAACCAAGUUGAAAAGCGGCGCCUCGGUAGCCUAACGUGUCGGGGAUGUCGACACGACGUCGAUGACGAGUGUAAACAUUGGGCCUUCAAGGUGGACUCGGUCACCUUUGAGGGUCCGCGCAGCACUUGGAUGCAAAAUCAAACUGUCGAUUGCCAAAGACGCUUCACUCCUCCUACCUGAACAAAUAAAUUAUUCAUUCUCAAUAUUGAA